AGGGCAAGACCCCUGACAGGUCGUAUUUUCUGUUGGUUCUAAUUUGAUUUGUUUUUACAUUACCCGGCGAAGCAGGACGCGCAGAAGACGCCAAGCUUCCUUCGUACGGUCCUACUUUUCUUUCUACGAUUGACCUUCUUGAGAAAGCCGAGACUUCCAACAUUGAAGGUUUCCUGCACCGGCACGCGACGCCACGUUCAGGGGCCGAUUUGUUGGUCUUCGCAAGGCAGUCAUUAUUAUCCACAGGCCCCCGCCCGCGCGUCGGUGCAGCCAGACGCGUAAGAAAUGACGUUCGAAUUCAUAAGGAGCGCAUGCCCAGCCAAGGGGUUAUUCAUCACACCUUGUAUCGGCAACUGACCCAAAUGCGCCUCUUUGACAAAGAGAACCACUAGCAUGCCUCACAACCCCCCGGUGUCUGAUGACCCAGAGUUCGAUGCGCCAUUCCCCACCUCCACGGGGACAACUCCCACAUCUACUGGACCUCUUGCCAUUAGAACGUCAUUCAUACAACCUUCCGACUGCAAGACACAAUGGAAGACCACGGCUGUGCCUUCCUUGGGAGGCGGCAGCACGGUAAUGAGCACCAUAAUGAUAUCUGAACCUGCCGCGACCUGCUAUCCCUCGGGAUGGGACGACAUCACGCCGGAAAGCCGCCUCCAUUUCAGCCCCGGGGUGUGUCCCAAAGGAUGGGUCUACCACGCUAUGCAGGAGGAUACCUCUCUGGCGGUGUCGACGGCCUUUUGCUGCCAAAGCGGCUUCGAUUAUGCAUUCUACGGACCUGUAGUCCCUACGUUCUUAUCCAAUCCAUGCGGAAAAUACGGGGACCGGAGGGACACCGAAGACACCGGUGAAGAGGGGGAGGACGCAUCAAGUACUAGGGUGGGAACUACCUUCAUGGUGCACGAAGGGUGGGCGAUAACCUGGGCAAAAUCUGACACGGCGACAAUGACACCGAAGCUACCUACUCUAACGAACGAAAUGCGUGUGCCAACGUGGACACCGGGGCAGAAGAUAAGGGACGGCGAAUAUGACCGCUACCACAAUGACAGCCAAAGUUCCGAAGAGUGGUUUGGCAAGGAUUUGUACUGGUUCCUGGUGGUUGGAGUGCCGAUAAUCUUUGUUCUCUCGGUUGCGUCCUGCGUGUGGUGCGGUGUGCGGAAAUGUAGGAGGGACAGACGGCCGGACAUACCUAGGUAGUCUAUGUAAUUACGCAGUAAUCUCUUGGAGUAUCAC
Molecule: messenger RNA, 1233 nt
Organism: Diaporthe batatas
Lineage: Eukaryota; Fungi; Ascomycota; Sordariomycetes; Diaporthales; Diaporthaceae
Exons: 2
Coding region: 394-1197 (267 amino acids)
Source: RefSeq, a predicted model, not a curated record